Messenger RNA from Cantharellus anzutake, 594 nucleotides. RefSeq lists its product as uncharacterized. The coding region runs from base 1 to 594 and encodes 197 amino acids. The transcript is spliced from 3 exons. Lineage: Eukaryota; Fungi; Basidiomycota; Agaricomycetes; Cantharellales; Hydnaceae. The record is from RefSeq and is a predicted model, not a curated record.
AUGCCAGGGGUGAGCGGGAAAUCUUCUUUCUUUUUUAUCCACCUCUUAAUGUUCUUCUCUUUCAAGCUUUAUGCCCAGCUGAUUACGAUCCACCUUUCGCAGCUGACAGCACUGGUGCAUCCCCAUCCCAUAACAUCGGUGACAACGGAGCGCCUCGCUUUAUCACGGGUUAUCAAGUACGACUGUACUCCGAGAUGGACAUCCCUCGCAAAAGAAUCGAAUGCUGUCUACAGUGAAGAGGCAAUAUGUCGGGAAGCACAGAUUCCGGAAGAAUUCGGCAGUCCUUUUCAGUGCAGCGCCUCCGACACCCGACAAUUUCUCCCAACGAGUGUAUUUUCCCGGUUCCUGCGCGUGCAGUACCUGCAGGCGAACAAGUCGAAGGUCAACUUGGAAAUGUCCAAGAUACAGAGGUCUUUUGCCUUAGUAAAUCUUUCAACUAUUUCAUGGCCAUCACUCCUGACUGCUUCGAGGAUGUCAUUCUUCAUUCGCUUCUUGGUGCAGAAUCCUUCAAUAUCGGAGGCUGCCCUCAAUGACAAACUCACCGCAGAAGAUCACCGACUUGGAACCAGCACUGAGGCAAGCAUCUUUCGAUGA